AUGGAGAGAGCUCUUAGGAUCAAGAAUAAAUUUUGGUUAAUUGAUGGCUCUACUUCUCUGACUUCUGCCAUGGAGAAAGUUCCUCUUCUUAUUCAAAGUUGGUCACGAAGCAAUGAAAUUGUGGUUUCUUGGAUCAUCAAUUGUGUUUCCCCUAAAAUUGCAACUAGUAGGGUGUAUCAGAGGACUGCCAAGGAAGUUUGGAAGAAGCUUCAGAAUAUGUUCUUUCAAGGCAAUGGACCUAGGGUUUACCAAUUGCAGAAAGAUCUUGCUAUAAUUUCUCAGGGGGGACUCACUAUUUCCAAUCUUCAUCACAGAGAAGCAAUUAUGCAGCUUCUAAUGGGUCUCAAUGAUUCAUUCUCUUACAUUCGAGGCCAAAUUCUGUUAAUGGAUCCCAUUCCUUCUAUUGAUAAGGUACAUUCAUUGUUGGUUCAAGAUGAAAGGCAGAGCCCUUACAGCCAAACAAUGAAUCUUGGUUCUGGUUCCAAGACUUUCAAGAAAGGAAAGGAGGGGCCUACUUGCAGCCAUUGUGGAUUGCUUGGUCAUACUGUGGAAAAAUGCUACAAAAUUCAUGGAUAUCCUCCUGGAUAUAAGACUAAGGCAAGGGCAAAUCAGGUCUCUUCUCUUGAUUUUGUUCAAGAGUUUGUUGCAACACCAACUCCAUAG
Molecule: messenger RNA, 663 nt
Organism: Quercus robur (English oak)
Lineage: Eukaryota; Viridiplantae; Streptophyta; Magnoliopsida; Fagales; Fagaceae
Exons: 3
Coding region: 1-663 (220 amino acids)
Source: RefSeq, a predicted model, not a curated record